UUUUGCACGCUGGGUAAUCCGCCAUAUUCAAUCGGGGACAGGUGACUUGGGGUCAGCGUGAAGAAAUAGCUCAACUUUUUGUGCAGCUGUGCUCUUUUUGGCGUGUUAUAACGGUCCACAAGGUUGAAGGACACUUUCUGUAUGCAAUUAAUUGACGUGGGAAAGACCUGUCAUUCUUGAAAGCCUGUGACAGUUCUUCCCAACCAGGAAUCAAACAUGGACUCUGUGAAUCCUGGACAGACAGUGCUGUUGCUAUGGGGCGGGGCGGUGUCUGGGGACAUGGUCCAGACGACAGUCGGGAAUCUUCAGGCCAAGGUUGGAGAGAAGGGUCAUGUACGUGUGGAGCAUGUGGACAGGCUGCUCUUGUCAAAUCAUGGUAGCUCAACAUUUGACGUUGUCCUGUCAGGGACGAUGAACCCUCCCACGACUGUCCAUUCGGGGGACCUGCUAGCAGAGAUGGCCAGAUUACUGAAGCCCAGUGGGAGGGUCGUGGUGUGUGAGCCUACAGUCAGCACAGAUAAUGGAGGUACUUUGAGAACUGCAGCUAAACUGAGCUCCAGUCUGAAGCUAGCUGGGCUGAUCAGUGUGUCAGAGGCAAAAGAAGUCUCCUUGUCCCAGCAGGAACAAGACCUUUUGAAACAAGCCCUAUCAGUUGAAGGUGUUCAGGUGGUUGAGAUUUCAGCCAGCAAGCCCAGUUAUGAAGUGGGCUCCAGUGCACAACUUACCCUUUCUUUUGCCAAGAAAAAACAGGUAGAAAAACCGAAGCUGGAUGAGAAUGCAGCCAAGAUCUGGAGUCUGUCGGCUGUGGAUAUGAACGACGAUGACAUUGAUCUCCUUGACCCUGAUGAACUUCUCGAUGAGGAAGACAUGAAGAAACCAGACCCUGCCUCCUUAAAGUCUGGAUGCGGCGGGGACACCAAGAAAAGGAAAGCAUGUAAAAAUUGCACCUGUGGUCUGGCAGAGGAGUUAGAAGGUGAUCAGACAGAGAAGACUGCCAGCAAGCCUGCCACAUCUGCUUGUGGAAAUUGUUACCUUGGUGAUGCCUUCCGUUGUGCCAGCUGCCCAUAUUUAGGCAUGCCAGCGUUCAAGCCAGGAGAGAAGAUCACCCUUACAGACAGGCAGCUGAAGGGUGACAUCUAAGGGGGAGGGAGGCAGCUGAAGGGUGACAUCUAAGGGGGAGGGGUGCACCAAAGGGUGACAUCUAAGGGGGAGAGGGGCAGCUGAAGAGUGGCAUCAAAGGAGUGUGCAGCAAAAGGGGGUAUGGAGAAAAGGAUAGCUUGAGCAUGUUAUCCAGCUAGGCAGGUUACAUCUAUGAGGUCAGCUUGAGGGGGACAUCAUGAUUUAGAAGGUAACACUGGGAGGAGCCAGCUGAAGGGCACAUCUAGGAUGAAAGGGAUGAAAGAGCUUCUUACAAAUCUUGUCAUCAUUGCAGGAGAUUAACAGUGGCCAAAUAGAACUAACUAUGGCAUCUACAUGUAUGUCAGGCUCCUUUCUUACAUUGUAUGUCCUCUUUCUCAUCUAAAUGUCCUGUCGGGUAGUUAUAACAUAGAAACUCUUUGAUAGUUGGCUGGGGCAAACAAAAGAGUUGAAGGAGUGACUGUUACUGCUCAAGACUCAAAAUGUACAGGGAAAAUGGCAGGGAAAGCAUAUGUGCAUUCUCCCUGUAAUGGGAUACAAUUUUGUCACAAUUUUUCUAAAAUCACAAUAUCACAAAGAUUAACAUUGACGUCUUGUUCCAAGUCACUAACAAUUGUGACUUCAAUAAGUUCUAUUAAACAUGCUGCCUGUGUCAUCAAAGUUUAUGUUCAUGUACAUUACCUAAGGCCACAUUGACUUAAUUUUAUUGAUGGCAUCCAUACACAUAAUAUUAUAGAUUUUCAGCCAUUUUAUAAAAAAA
Messenger RNA from Branchiostoma belcheri (Belcher's lancelet), 1897 nucleotides. RefSeq names its product anamorsin homolog. Gene Ontology annotation, biological process: iron-sulfur cluster assembly. NCBI's taxonomy places the organism in Eukaryota, Metazoa, Chordata, Leptocardii, Amphioxiformes, Branchiostomatidae. The transcript has 11 exons. The coding region runs from base 217 to 1140 and encodes 307 amino acids. Gene Ontology annotation, cellular component: cytoplasm. Gene Ontology annotation, molecular function: iron-sulfur cluster binding. The record is from RefSeq and is a predicted model, not a curated record.